GAUUGUUGAGAGAACUGAGGAAGGUAAAAUAGAAGUUUUCAAAAAAAUUUCGCCCUUCUUCAUCAACCAACUGGUUUUAAAAAAGAAAAAGAAAAAAGAAAAUCAAAUACUGGUGAAAAGUAUUAAAAUCAUUCAAGCUGUACAAAAUAUAAUUAUUGAAAAAAAGAGAAAAAGUUGGGAAAAAAAAAAUGAAAUUUGGAGAGGCGUUCACGGAGUACCUGCAUGGAGAACAGGACAGGUUCUUGGAAAAAUGUGGGCAUGUCGAAUAUAACACUCUCAAGAAAGUACUCAACACCUGUCGGAGCUGCAACGCUUUACGUCACUCUUGCACUUCUGAUUCUUCUGGCUGCCAAUGCCAAUCUUGCCCAUUGUGUGAUCAGAAGUUCUUUUCUGAGUUGAUGAAGGAAGCUUCACAAAUAGCUGGAUGCUUUAGCUCGAGAGUCAGGCAUCUCCUUCAUCUUCAUGUUGCUACUGGAAUGCAAAGAUAUGUAUUGAACUUGCGUCGUUGUUUCAGGAAUGAUCAGCAAGCCAUGGUACUAGAAGGAUGGAUGCUGAUUGAAUAUGCUCUCAUGAAUGCGAUUGCAAUCAGAAAGAUUCUUAAGAAGUAUGACAAAAUUCAUGGAUCUGUAAACGGAAGGAAUUUCAAAUCCAAGUUGCGGGCUGAACAUGUUGAGCUUUUGCAAUCACCUUGGCUUAUAGAAUUGGGUGCCUUUUACUUGAAUUCUAAUGGAUCAGAUGAUGGAGACUUAAAGGAGUUUGCUAGUAACUUUUCCUGUGAUUUCAAUGUGAACCCACCUGUAAUGACAUUGAUGCUUCCACAUCUGAUAAAGCUAGAAUUUGAUCUGACUUGUGCUAUUUGCUUGGAUAUUGUUUUUAAUCCGUAUGCUUUGAGUUGUGGUCAUCUUUUCUGUAAGUCCUGUGCUUGUUCAUCUGCUUCUGUGUUUCUCUUGGAAGGCCUUAGAGCAGCAAGUCCAAAGUCGAAGUGUCCAAUAUGCAGAGAGGUUGGAGUAUAUGCAAAAGCAGUGCACAUGUUAGAACUGGAUAUCCUCUUAAAAAGAAGGUGCAAAGACUAUUGGAAGGAGAGACUAACUGCGGAACGUGCUGAGAUGUUGGCUCAAUCUAAGUUGCAUUGGGCCAAGUAUGCAUAUGGGUAUUGACUGUGUGUUUAUCUGAUAAAACAAGAAAAUUCAUGUAGUACUAAACAAUUGUGGAUAUGGCUGUAGCUUGGAGCCUAGCAGCAUCUUCAGUCAGGUUUACUUGUGAGCAGCUUGUGAAAAUGCUUUACUUUAACAUUUGAGGAAGACAUAUAUUUUUUCCUGGUUACCAAAUUGAUAUGGUAUGAAAACAUUGCAAUGGAUGGUUGCUUGAUAUAUGAUUUUGAGUGUAUCUGACAUGUAAUAAUGAUUUGGUGUAAUCUGAGGAAGACACUCCAUCUCCACCA
This is a messenger RNA of Quercus robur (English oak), 1441 nucleotides long. Its product is annotated as probable E3 ubiquitin-protein ligase BAH1-like. The transcript is spliced from 6 exons. The record is from RefSeq and is a predicted model, not a curated record. The coding region runs from base 189 to 1157 and encodes 322 amino acids. Lineage: Eukaryota; Viridiplantae; Streptophyta; Magnoliopsida; Fagales; Fagaceae.